AUGGCAGCAAUGGCAGCAAAAAGCGAUUUUGAAUUUUGUAAUGUUUGCCGUCGAAAUCACGGUCUAGGAAGACGGCACAUUUAUAGCAAAAAGCAUUGUGCAAUAACAAAACAGAUCUUAAUUAAGUAUGGUAAAAAGAUAAAUGAAACAAGAAAAGUAAUAAGUGCCCCUUCUGUUGUCAAUGGUGAGCUAGAACCUGGAUCAAAGUUUUGGUGUCAUUUUUGUGCCAUUGAAGUAGCAAAACAUAUAACUGAUGGUGAUGUGUCUGUCCAAUUCGGUGGUGUUUUUGAGCAUUUGGCAAGCUUAUUGCUUAGAGUGCUGUGCGGGAAUCUCAGAGGCUCAAAUCCUGCAUUUUUCGCAACAUUUUCAGUUAGCGUUGAACAUCUGAGGCACACAAACAAAUGGUGGGCUGUUAAUGGUGCAGAUAAAAAUGAAAAAAACAAAUUUUUGCUUACUCAACAGGAGCUUCAGAGAUUUAAGGAAAGGGUUAAAGAUAAAUUGGAAGAUCUUGCAACAGAAGUUGGAAAGGUCUUUGACAAAUCUGUGGUAAUUAUUCAAGAGAAGGAAAAACGUCAGAAAAUUGUCGCUGCACAGCCACCUGAACCUUGUGUUCCACCAGCAAUAGUCUAUCGUACAGUCAGGAACCGCCAUGGUGUCAUGCAGAAUCCAACAGGAUUUCACGACGGGCAGAGAGUUUGGGGUGGAGGUGUUGUAAAACACAAAAAUGCACGACCUGAUCAGUGGUACCCAUGGGAGUUUGAUUUUGAGGAUGGGGGAAAGACAUCCGGUGGUUAUCAGCUUUUUUCAAAAUUUCCUGGCGAGACCAAUGAUUUAGGUGAAAGCGAGGACAUGAAAAGUGGCAACAUUCAUACUGGAGCUACACCGCCAUGGCUUCUUGCUGAUGACGAACACGACACCAACUCAGUUAUGAUUGGUCCAUCGUUGGAGGAAUUUCAAAAACAUGUUGAGAGGUCGAAAAAAUCUGGUAGGAAUCCCAACCGUGUUGGCGCAAACUUUGAUCGCAAAACUGAGGUUAACAGUGAUUGGCUGCCGUCCUUUGGCGGUGUUUGGAAUGCUGGUCCAAGAUGGCAGACAAGGCGGAAUUUCAACCCACGACAUGAAGACAAGAAGUGACGCGCAUUUGUAAUAAUAAUAAAGUUCAUUAUACUAUGCGUAUUCAAUGAACAUUUCUCCAGAUAAAAUAGACUAAUUAUAAUAUAGCAAACAUAUGCGGUCAUAUAAAUCGUUUUGUUACGUCAUGAAGCAGUAUAUAUCUUUUUCGAAAACGUUACCUUGUGCCCGCAGUGGUUAAAGAACCUUCUCUAAACCGACCUAUAUUAUAAGACCGGUUUUAAUUUGAAUGAAAAGUGAGAGCUAUCGAUGAGACGACAUCCAGGGCAGGCAGACAGACAGUUCUGGAAAAUAACCCGUGUAGCUGAAGUGCAUACAUGCCUGCACUCAUAUAUAUAGUUUUUAUUUCAUAAUUCGUCAUUUCGCGAAUUUUUUUGGGCAAAAAAUAAUACCAGAAACUGAUUUCUCUACCAAAGGAUGGCGGUGAUUAGCUUGAAAGAUUUUGAUAACAUUGGGAAGAAUGCUGCAGAAAGCAAAACUCGCCUGAAUAUUGCAUAAAGAAAUUGCUAUGAAAUAACCAUCUCGACCGUGAAUGUGGAAAUAAUUCUCGCCAGCAGAAAGAAAUCUAGACGUGCUUUGAGAAAGGCUUGUUGUUUUUUUAGGAAAUGACUUGACACUCCAUAGUACCUACUCAUGAUAAUGAUAAUGAUAAUGAUAAUGAUAAUGAUAAUGAUAUUUGCAAUGAUAAUGAAGGUGUCAUUUUCAUGUAUGCAGAUGACACUACCCUGUAUGUAAUUGGGCCAACCCAUGAUCAAGUUUGUUCAGCACUAAAUAAAGUUUUAUCUGCGAUGCAAAACUGGUGUAAUAGUAACCUAUUAACACCACAUCCAGGAAAAACAGAAUGCAUGAUAUUAAGUCGAAGCAACUUUAUAGGACCACUACAAGCGAUUAAACU
Messenger RNA from Dendronephthya gigantea, 2026 nucleotides. RefSeq names its product coiled-coil domain-containing protein 84-like. Lineage: Eukaryota; Metazoa; Cnidaria; Anthozoa; Malacalcyonacea; Nephtheidae. The transcript has 16 exons. Bases 1 to 1134 code for a protein of 377 amino acids. The record is from RefSeq and is a predicted model, not a curated record.